This is a messenger RNA of Condylura cristata (star-nosed mole), 2239 nucleotides long. It is a transcript of the gene PCNP, whose product is annotated as PEST proteolytic signal containing nuclear protein. The record is from RefSeq and is a predicted model, not a curated record. Gene Ontology annotation, biological process: protein ubiquitination; proteasome-mediated ubiquitin-dependent protein catabolic process. Gene Ontology annotation, cellular component: nucleus. The transcript is spliced from 5 exons. The coding region runs from base 22 to 558 and encodes 178 amino acids. Lineage: Eukaryota; Metazoa; Chordata; Mammalia; Eulipotyphla; Talpidae.
GGGGAGGCCGCGGCGGGGAAAAUGGCGGACGGGAAGGCGGGAGAGGAGAAGGCUGAGAAGCCGCAGCGAACUGCAGCCGCCGGAGGACCUGAAGAAGAAGCAGAAAAACCUGUGAAAACUAAGACUGUUUCUUCCAGUAAUGGAGGGGAAAGUUCCAGUCGCAGCACUGAGAAGAGAUCAGCUGAAGAAGAAGCUGCAGACCUCCCAACAAAACCUACAAAGAUCUCCAAGUUUGGAUUUGCCAUAGGUAGUCAGACGACAAAGAAAGCCUCAGCCAUAUCCAUCAAACUUGGAUCAAGUAAGCCUAAAGAAACGAUUCCAACUCUUGCUCCAAAAACCCUUUCAGUAGCAGCAGCUUUUAAUGAAGAUGAAGAUAGUGAACCAGAGGAAAUGCCUCCAGAAGCAAAGAUGAGGAUGAAGAAUAUUGGAAGGGAUACACCAACAUCAGCUGGACCAAACUCCUUCAAUAAAGGAAAGCAUGGCUUUUCUGAUAACCAGAAGCUUUGGGAGAGAAAUAUAAAGUCUCAUCUUGGAAAUGUCCACGACCAAGAUAAUUAAAUGAUGUGUUUUGAAAUUGGGGUGUGGGGUGGGUGUAAAGUUAAAAGGAACAGUUUCCUUUUUAAAGAAUGGUUAUAAGACUUAUCUUUGGAGCCGUCUUUUUUUUUUUUUUUUUUUUUUUUAAAGAUUGAGUGGUACACUAAUAAAUGAGAGUUUGAAAUUAGAGGUAAUUUAUGUUUUAUAUGCAGAUUUCAAGACAUUUACUAAUUUUGUAGUUUCUUGUGAUUAGUUUCCAAAGGUUACAGAUAAUCAGAUAUGGUACCUUUUUAAGAAUUGCAUAUUUUUUUAGGCACAACUAUUAGCACAUUGAGAAGGAAGCAACAAGUUAUUGUCUAUUUAAACUGCAAACAAUUACUCUCUUUAACUCCCUUUUUAGCUAAACUGGCUCCCUGGAACAGCCUUAUAGAGAGAGAGAGAGUAUUGUAUGGGAGGAAAAUGUUACUGGACUAUUGAUUGAAAGUAAAUUAGAUAAAAUUAAACACAAUUGUUUUUCCUAAAGGGCAUUUGUUUUGUUUCAAGUCAUCAUAAACUAAGGUAUUGCAUUGCUAUCCAUGGAUAAAGAUGCUUAAUUCUUUAAAAAAAAUUUUUUUUUUAAAUUUUGUGUUAACUGUUAAAUAUUUGAAAGAGCCCACUUUACUUUAAUGGGUCUUCUCUACCUUCUUUAGUCUUCAAGGAACAACCAUUUGCUACCAAAGUAAAUUAGUAUUUUGAAUAUGCUUCUUUUGGUUUUUGUUAUUAGCUAGUUCCUGUAAGCAUUUCACCAGAAUUCGAGGCAAAUCAUAUGGAAGCUGUUUCUUUUAAAAUACAAGCCACCACCAAAAAUUUAAAUUGUACAUAAUACUUAAUAUUUGGCUGUUUUUAUUUUUUGAAAGGUAUAAACACCAAAAAGAAAAGAAAGUAAACAUUGUAUGAAGAUGGAAAACUAGAAGAUGCACUUUCUGUAACUUUGUCAAAUCAUUUAGAUUAAUUUAUGACAUACAGUUUGAGUUAAACUUACUACAGGAUUUCUUAUUUAGUCCAAUAAUAUGUUUGUUUUUGGUAAAUACGUAUAUACGUAUUGAUCAAUGACCUCUCAAAAGCACAUUUUAGGUAAAAUGGAAGGAAAGAAAAUGCAUCUUCAAACAUCUUAUGGAACCUUUGACCACAUAAUACUUUGUUAGAUCUAUGUUGUAAGGUGUUUUUUUUUUUUUGUAUUGUGUAUGAAUUCUUUUUUUAAUGUGUCAGCUAUACACAUUUUUAAAAGCAUAGUCACAGGUAAAAGAAACAAAACAAUUUCCUUGAAAACUACAAUAUUAAAUUUGCACGCAACUUCAGACAAUUUUAUGGUGGUAAUUACUGAGCUCUUUUAAUAGGUGUAACUCAAGAGGAGCAGCCUGUAAUAUUCCUAACACUUUACUUGCAUUUAAGUUUAGCAUAAGCCCCAAGUAAAACAAUGGAAAUGUAUAUAGAACUAUUAGUUCUUUCUUACAUGAUUUAAAUAUCAGGAUACAUAAUUUAACUUGCUUUGAUGUAGGCAAACUUUCCAUUUUGGUCCAUUUUAAUGUUUGUGUUAAUAUAACAUCCCUCUCCUAUAUAUUCUUUUCUUGACUCAAAUGAGAUACUAACCUAAGGUCGAGAUGGGAGAGAAAAACGACUGAGAUGAAUGUCUUUACUAAAAUACCAAUAAAUUUGUCAAACUCAA